AUGAACGAAGAUCAAGAAAUUGCCUUAUUCAUGGCGACUAUGGCUACGUUUGGUUGUGUAGUGCUAUUGUGUUUAUGCUGUAUGGAGUCUCGUAGGGGCAACAAUAGUCAUCCAACUCAACCCAAUCGUAGAUUUCAUGAGCUAAUCCAAGACAUCAAACCCACCAUCAACUAUAAACCUCCCGCUCCUCCACCAAUCCCCGUGGUGAAGUUCAACUCUCAUAACUUCAAAAACGUUGUCGAGUGCGUUGUUUGCCUCUCCAACCUAGUCGAUGGAGACAAAGCCAGGGUUAUGCCGACAUGUAAACACUGCUUUCACGUGGAUUGCAUCGACAAGUGGCUUAAAUGUAAUUCCAUUUGUCCUGUCUGCAGAAUAAACGUUGUUGGUCGUUUGGCCCUAAAUGACGGCUCGAUUUUUCAAUCUCUUCCGAGUAUAGGAGCUAACUCUGUGAUGGAUAUGGAUAGUUCGGCCGAAUCAGAAACUCGAGACGGCCAAUAA
Molecule: messenger RNA, 498 nt
Organism: Brassica rapa (field mustard)
Lineage: Eukaryota; Viridiplantae; Streptophyta; Magnoliopsida; Brassicales; Brassicaceae
Product: putative RING-H2 finger protein ATL62
Biological process (GO): protein ubiquitination
Source: RefSeq, a predicted model, not a curated record